Messenger RNA from Sardina pilchardus (European sardine), 1311 nucleotides. It is a transcript of the gene noazfp, whose product is annotated as zinc finger protein 330. NCBI's taxonomy places the organism in Eukaryota, Metazoa, Chordata, Actinopteri, Clupeiformes, Clupeidae. The transcript is spliced from 10 exons. The coding region runs from base 177 to 1121 and encodes 314 amino acids. Gene Ontology annotation, molecular function: zinc ion binding. The record is from RefSeq and is a predicted model, not a curated record. Gene Ontology annotation, cellular component: nucleus.
GAUUGGAGCUCUUUGGCGACGACAGCGGAACAGAUACAAUGUGCUCGUGUUUCUACCCGGAAUGAGGUCCAGGAUGUAUGCAUGUCGCUAACUUCCAGUUAGCACUUUUUGGUUGGAAGGUCCGGGGGUGAGAAGCUUUGAAUAUCUUCAGGUCACAUCUAUUGAGCUAACGAAAGAUGCCGAAAAAGAAGACUGGUGCCCGUAAAAAGGCUGAGAGUCGCAAGGAACGAGAGAAGCAGAGCCGGGCCAACAGAGAUCACGUUGAUGUAGCGAAGCAUCCGUGCAAUUAUACCAUGGAUUGUGACAAAUGCCAAAGGAAACAGAAAAAUAGAGCUUUCUGCUACUUUUGUGCCUCGGUCCAGAAGCUGCCCAUGUGUGCUCAGUGCGGCAAAACAAAAUGCAUGAAGUCCUCAGACUGUGUCAUCAAGCACCCUGGCGUCCACAGCACGGGGAUGGGCAUGGUGGGGGCAGUGUGUGAUUUUUGUGAGGCCUGGGUGUGCCAUGGGAGGAAGUGUCUGAGCACUCAUGCCUGCAUUUGCCCUCUCUCUGACGCCGACUGCAUUGAGUGUGACCGCAGCGUAUGGGAGCAUGGGGGACGCAUCUUCCGCUGCUCCUUCUGUGACAACUUCCUGUGCGAAGAUGACCAGUUUGAACACCAGGCCAGCUGCCAGGUCCUGGAGGCGGAGACCUAUAAAUGCAUUUCCUGUAACCGUCUUGGACAGCACUCUUGUUUGCGAUGCAAGGCAUGUUACUGUGACGACCACGCACGGAGCAAAGUGUUCAAGCAAGAGAAAGGCAAGGCGCCUCCCUGCCCAAAGUGUGGCCAUGAAACGCAGGAGACCAAGGACCUCAGCAUGUCAACGCGCACGCUGAAGUUCGGCCGGCAGGGCGGUGGAGACGAGGAGAGCUACUACAAUUUUGCAACGUCUGGUUAUGCAUCCGGUUAUGGAGGAGGGAACCAAGAUGAUGAUGAGGACGAGGAUUACUACAGAGAGGAUGAAGAUUACGACGAUGAGGAGGAGGAAGAGGAUGAUGAUGACGACGAGGAGGAGGACGAAGAGGAUGUGGGUGAAAAAGCGGUGACUGAGGCAGUGUCCAACCUCUCUGUGGGCACCACUUGAGUGCAGGGAAAUAGUUACUGUGUUUUCCAUCAGGUUUCUCUCAAGGGUGAGGCCAAAGGCCCAGGGUGUGUGUAUGUGUAUUUUGGGUUAAUUGUACCCAUGGGCUUAACCCUACCGAUGGGCCUGACAGUGUCACUGUUUGUAAUGGACCAAUGCAUCUUUGGGAGGAAAUAAACAAACAAUGGAUGCA